Molecule: messenger RNA, 4094 nt
Organism: Oenanthe melanoleuca
Lineage: Eukaryota; Metazoa; Chordata; Aves; Passeriformes; Muscicapidae
Gene: VANGL2
Product: VANGL planar cell polarity protein 2
Exons: 9
Coding region: 422-1987 (521 amino acids)
Biological process (GO): Wnt signaling pathway, planar cell polarity pathway; multicellular organism development; establishment of planar polarity
Cellular component (GO): plasma membrane
Source: RefSeq, a predicted model, not a curated record
CUCCUCCGCCGCCGCCGCCGCCGCCGCCGCCGCCGGGUUUCGGUGCGGGGGGGACGCGCACAAAGGUGCGGCGGCGAUGCUCCAGGGCGGCCCCCCCGUGCCCUGAGCAGCCGCCCAUGCCCGGCCCCUCGCCGAUGCCGCGCGCGCCAACGGCCCCGGAGAGCGCCGGGCCGGAGCCGCCGCCGGAGCCGCCGGCGUGCGUGUCCCUUUCUCCGGAGUGAGGCCACCCCCAGGUGACAAGAUUGAGCCCCUCAAGGUCACGGUCGAUCUCCUGAAGGUGCCCCUGGGCCUGAAGAAGCCGCCGCUGAAGGAGGCGCUGGGGAAAGCCCAAGCCAAAGCCCAGGCCCAAGCCCAAGCCCAGGCCCAAGCCCAGGCCCAGGCCCAGGCCCAGGCCCAGGCUCCGGCGCGGCGCGGCGACGCCAUGGACAACGAGUCCCAGUACUCCGGCUACUCCUACAAAUCCGGCCACUCCCGCGGCUCCCGCAAGCACCGGGACCGGCGGGAGCGGCACCGCUCCAAAAGCCGGGAUGGGACGCGCGGGGACAAAUCCGUGACGAUCCAAGCACCGGGAGAGCCUUUGCUGGACAACGAAUCCACGCGGGGGGACGAGAGGGACGACAACUGGGGCGAGACCACCACGGUGGUGACGGGGACGUCGGAGCACAGCAUCUCCCACGAUGACCUCACGCGCAUCACCAAGGACAUGGAGGACAGCGCCCACCUGGACUGCUCCCGCCACCUGGGCGUGGCCUUGGGCGCGGCCCUGGCCCUCCUGGCCUUCCUCACCCCCUUGGCCUUCCUCCUCCUCCCGCAGCUGCUGUGGCGGGAGGAGCUGGAGCCCUGCGGCACGCCCUGCGAGGGGCUCUUCAUCUCGGUGGCCUUCAAACUCCUCAUCCUCCUGCUGGGCAGCUGGGCCCUGUUCUUCCGCCGGCCCAAGGCCUUCUUCCCGCGCGUCUUCGUCUUCCGCGCGCUGCUCAUGGUGCUGGUCUUCCUGCUCGUCGUCUCCUACUGGCUCUUCUACGGCGUCCGCAUCCUGGACUCGCGCGACCGCAACUACCGCGCCGUGGUGCAGUUCGCCGUGUCCCUGGUGGACGCGCUGCUCUUCGUCCACUACCUGGCCGUGGUCCUGCUGGAGCUGCGGCAGCUCCAGCCCCAGUUCACGCUCAAGGCCGUGCGCUCGGCCGACGGCGCCAGCCGCUUCUACAACGUCGGCCACCUCAGCAUCCAGCGGGCGGCCGUCUGGAUCCUGGAGAAUUACUACCACGACUUCCCGGUCUACAACCCCGCCCUCCUCAACCUUCCAAAAUCCGUCCUGUCCAAGAAAAUGUCCGGCUUUAAAGUCUAUUCCCUCGGCGAGGAGAAUUCCACCAACAACUCGGCGGGGCAGCCGCGCGCGGUGAUCGCGGCGGCGGCGCGGCGGCGCGACAACAGCCACAACGAGUUCUACUACGAGGAGGCCGAGCACGAGCGCCGGGUGCGGAAACGCCGCGCCAGGCUGGUGGUGGCGGUGGAAGAGGCCUUCACCCACAUCAAGCGGCUGCAGGAGGAGGAGCAGAAGAACCCGCGGGAGGUGAUGGACCCACGCGAGGCCGCCCAGGCCAUCUUCGCCUCCAUGGCCCGCGCCAUGCAGAAAUACCUGCGCACCACCAAGCAGCAGCCCUACCACACCAUGGAGAGCAUCCUGCAGCACCUCGAGUUCUGCAUCACCCACGACAUGACCCCCAAGGCCUUCCUGGAGCGGUACCUGACAGCCGGCCCCACCAUCCAGUACCACAAGGACCGCUGGCUGGCCAAGCAGUGGACACUGGUCAGCGAGGAGCCGGUGACCAACGGCCUCAAGGACGGCGUGGUCUUCGUGCUCAAGCGCCAGGACUUCAGCCUGGUGGUGUCCACCAAGAAGAUCCCCUUCUUCAAACUCUCCGAGGAGUUCGUGGACCCCAAGUCUCACAAGUUCAUCAUGAGGCUGCAGUCGGAGACCUCGGUGUGAUUUGGCCGGGAUUUUUUUCCCCGGAUUUUUCCGGCUCCGAAUCUCCCGAUUUGGCUCCUCCGGCGCCUUCCUGGGAUCGUGACCACUCGUCCUUUUUGAGGUGGCUGAGCCUCUUUUCCUCCUCUUCCUCCUCCUCCUCCUCAUUCCCGAAAUCCGGAUCCUCUGGAGCCGUAACUCAAGGGCUAAUUCCAAGAAUUCCCAACUUCCUUCUUCACCAGCGUCCUGGAGCAGCUCUGGGUCCCACAGAGCUCCUGCUCCCGUUUGUUUUCUCCUGGACAAUUCUCCUGGCUCUGGCCUUAAACCACUGCCCUGGGGCUGGGUUUGUGAUCCCAAGGGAAUUUUUUUAGGGGUGGAAGGAUUUUGGAAUCAUCUCCAGGAUCCGUGGCUGCUGUGGAAAAGCUCCUGGGGCGCAUCCCAGGUUUUGGCAACAUCCUCCUCGCCUUUGCUGAUUUUUUUUUUUUUAGGAAAAAUGAGUGGAAAUCUGGAUUUUUUUUGGAAGAGCUGAAGGUUGAAUUGAGGGGUUUUUUUGGGGUGGAUUUUGCUGCUCCUGAGGGUGUCCCAAAUUCCAGUGGCAUCUUCUGGAUCCGUAACCCCGAGGAGCACCUGGGAGAGGUCAACGAACGUCCCGUGGUGAUCCCACAAAAUUCCCACUGGGAUGAAAAAAACACUUUUAUUUUUUGCCUUCUCCUGUUUUUUGGGGUUUUUUUUUUAAGGUCACAAAUACCUCACGGAUGGAUUUGGAAUUUUUUCCCAUUUUUUUUUCCCACCUCCACCCUCAUGGGGUUGGAAGUGCCGGAUUUCAUUCCAGGGAGGCGUUUUUGGGGUCGGAUUUUUGGGGUCGGAUUUUUGGGGUCGAUUUUGUCCUAAGCACUAAAAAAGGGGGAGUUUGGAGCCAGGGGAGGCUUCCCCAGUAAGCACCAGUAGCAAAAUGGGGGGGGAGAUCCAUCCCAUAUCCAAAUUCCAGGAAAUCCCCGUUUUUUGGGGGGAAUUUUUUUGGGGGAAUUUUUUGGGGGGAAAUUUCAACCCCCUCCUGCUGCUCCCAACAUUUUCCAUUUUUGGGAAAUUUCCCAAAACAUUUCCCAACAUUUUGGGGCUGAAGGAUUUGGAUUUCACCCCUUGAUCCUGGGAGCCCAUUUUGGGGCAUUUUCCUGAAAAAAAAAAAAAAAAAAAAAAAAAAAAAGAAAAAAGCAGAUGGAUCUUCCUGCAGGGUGGGAGGGGGGUGGAACUCACAAUUCCAUUUGGGAAUUUUGGGAGAGAAAAUUCCCUUUUUCUGGUUCCGUUUUUGGGGUUGGGUUUGGAUUUUGUUUCCCCCGCAGAGCCGAGAUUUUUGUGCAUGCGUGUAGAAAGUUGUAAAAUGUCAAAUUAAUGGUUUUUAAUAUAUAAAAAAAGCUUGGAUUUUCCCAGUUUUUUGCAGCGGAUCGGAGCAUUCCGGCAGUGGUAGGAAUUUUUUCCGUUGGUGUUCGGUUGUUUUUUGUUUUUUUUCUGUUUUAUUUUAUUUUAUUUUUUUUUUCAUAGAGGAACUAAAAUUGUACAAUUUUGUUGGAUUUUUUUUUUUUUUUUUAAUAAAACAAACCUGUUUUGACUUUUUUUAAAACAUUCAUUUUGGCUCAGGGGCUGUGGGGGCCAAGAGUUUGGGGUUUGUGGGGUCAAGGAUUUGGGAUUUUUGGGAUAGAGUUUGGAGUUACAGAGUCAAGGAUUUGGAGUGUAUGGGGUCAAGUUAUGAGUUCAGUAGGGCCAAGGAUUUGGGGUUUAUGGGGUCAAGGAUUUUGGGUUUGUGGGGUCAAGGAUUUGGGAUCUAGAUUUGGGGUUCUCUGGGGUCAAUUUAUGGGGUCUCUAUGGCCAAGGAUUUGGGGUCUACAGGGCAAGGAUUUGGGAUUUAUGGAGCAAAGAAUUUGGGGAUUGUGGGGCCAGGGAUUUGGAGUGUAUGGGGUCAAGUUAUGGGGUCUGUAGGGACAAGGAUUUGGGAUUUAUGGGGCCUAGAGUUGGGGAUCAUGGGGUCGAGGAUUUGGGAUCUCUGGGAUGAAGGAUCUGGAGUGUUUGGGAUCAAGGAUUUGGGGUUUGUGGGGCUGAGGAUCUGGAGUCUCUGGGGUCAAGGAUUUGGAGUAUU